Molecule: messenger RNA, 5283 nt
Organism: Dicentrarchus labrax (European seabass)
Lineage: Eukaryota; Metazoa; Chordata; Actinopteri; Moronidae
Product: ankyrin repeat and SOCS box protein 2
Exons: 10
Coding region: 2008-3927 (639 amino acids)
Biological process (GO): protein localization to ciliary inversin compartment; intracellular signal transduction
Cellular component (GO): ciliary inversin compartment
Molecular function (GO): protein binding
Source: RefSeq, a predicted model, not a curated record
ACAAUAUAUUCUAGUACAGGAGAGAUGUGAUCUCUUUUCUUAGUUCCUGUCAGUACUUGUGCUGCAGUGUUCUGAAUUAAUUGUAGUUUCUUAAUGGACUUAUUGGGGCAACCUGAUAAUAAGGAGUUGCAGUAAUCCAGCCUAGAAGUAACAAAUUAAUGGAUUUGUUUUUUUGCAUCUGUCUGUGAUAGGAUGUGUCUAAUUUUUGUAAUACGUAGAUGAAAGAAGGCAGUCCUGGAGGUUUGCUUUAUAUGGGAAUUAAAUGACAUGUCCUGAUCAAAGAUAACUCCAAGAUUCCUAUAUAUUAAUGUAUAUUGACUAGAUAUUAAUGAUGGAACCCAUUCAUAAGGUGACCUUUAUGAACAGGAGUUACAUCAAUUUAUAUUAAUUAUAUAUUAAUAUAUAUUGAUAUAUAUUAAUUAUAUAUUAAUAUAUAUUAAUUAGAAAUCAAUGAUGAACAUAAACACUAAGUAUGGUAAUGUUUAUGAUUUUCAUUUUGCUUGUCAGCAGGAGACAGAUUGUAAAUAAAAACCUGAGCUGCCUAUCAAGAGAAAUAAUAAUAAUAAUAAUAAUUUAAGCUGCAAGCAGCGGUGAAUGGGCCCUCGCACUCCACGCAACUCGGGGUGUGCAGCAGCCACGUCACGUGCCGUAGUAACACAUGCAGACCACAACAUGAAAAUUUCACGUAAAUCGGAUCAUAAUCACAGCCCUUACUUCCUCUUGCCAGUAGGUGGCGUGAUCACUAUAUCUGAAUAUUGUCAUGUAGACGUGUUCAGGGCGGGACUCUUAUUAAACAUGUGAAGUUUCAUUGAGAUCGGACCAUGAACUGAAGUUAGGAGUACUAUCUGUUUUAUGGCCAAUCGGCAGAAUUCGACACAUCAUCGCGGGCACGGGGUUGGUAUCACAGUGACAUUUGAUUCAACCUGGCCAACUUUGACGGCACGCCACGGACAUGCCCUUCAAUGUACAUGCACAAAUAGCACAACUUUUAAUCAGCAACAUACUUUGACUGACCCAUUUUGAAGCAGAUCCGAUAUAUUCUCUAGGAGGAGUUCGUUCAAAUACAACGCAAAAAAACACUGAAAAUCACAGCGAUAUUCAACGUGGCCAAAUUUGACUGCACGCCACGGACACGCAGUUGAACGUACAGUCACAAAUAGCACAACUUUGAAUCAGCAAUGUUUUUUGACUGCGCAGGAUGGCAAUGCGGGAGUUAUUAGGGAAACACACUUUUUAUGAUAGUAGCGUAGUGGCCAACCCAAAAAUGACGCAUAGAAUAUACAUUUUUCACUCAGACUGAUAUGUGCGCCGCAUUUCAUGAGUUUUCGAGCAUGUUGCAGCCUCCAAAUAUGCAGUCAAAGGGGCAGAAAACAAUAAUACGAAUUCCUUCAAUUACAAUGGUGCCUUUGCACGGUCAGUGCUCAGGCCCUAAUAAUGCUCAGGGACCCCUGCGUCUGGAGCCCAGUCCAGGACAGAACUGAUCAGAUUGUUGAGUCUCUUCUGGUCCCGCUCUGUGCUUCCAGCUCCCCAGCAGACUAAGAUAAGAUUUACUUUAUUAAUCCCCUGUUGGAGAAAUUCUUUUUUUCACUCUUUUUUGUUUGAUUUCUAUACCACACAGGCUGAAAUGCACACUCAUGCACAUGCAAACAUGGAGAGAGAUGGUGGAGUGAUGGGCUGCCAUGUUAGCAGUGUGCCAUGAGCAGUUUUUUGGCUCUCCAGCUACCAGUCCACACUCCAUUCUGUGGUCUGUGGGUCUUGAACCAGCAACCCUCCGGUUUCCAAGCCAAGUCCCUACACACUGAGCUACUGCAUGAAGGAGGGCACACACCAAAAGGACCUCAGUCUCCUCAGCAGCCAACAGAGUUCACUAUCAGAGAUUUGGCCCAGACUCUCCUCCUGCCCACAUGUGAAGACAUGAAACCAACAGACUGAAACACAGACCUGGUCCCGGUCUGAGCCACUAGCACACACAGGGGACUGCAUCCUGAUUGGACUCACAGAUCCAGCAUGGCAGUCUCUGAGGAGAACCUGGAUGACUACAGUGUUUACAGUGAGCUGUCUGAUGAGGAGCUGUUAGAGAUCGCUAUAGAGAGGAGUCUCUCUGACAGACAUCUUCCUCCAGACUCUGAUCAGAGCACAUCAUCCUCAGCCCCCCCCACCCAACUAAACCAACCCCUGACCCUGACACUGACUCAACCAACCAGACAGAGACCUCCUGACCCCCCCAGACACCAGUACCACAGCCCUCCAUCCCAACCAGAGCUCCCAUAUGUCCCAGGCCCACCCCACUUCCUCUACAAAACCCUCAAAAGAGAGCUCAGUCCUCUGCAGUCUCUGAUUAUAAACGGAGAUACAGAGGCUUUGAUGGAUUUGGUCAGACAGCGGUCCAGCAGUCUGACGGAGCCCAACAAGGAAGGCUGGAUUGCUCUUCAUGAAGCUGCUUACUAUGGACAGCUGCAGUGUGUCAGUAUCCUCGUCCGUGCUCAUCCCAACUCAGUGAACAGAUGCAGUUCAAAGAAUCAGACUGCUCUGCUGCUGGCUGCUGGUCGAGGAAAUGUUUCCUGUGUCGACUUUCUCCUGAAGCAUGGAGCCGACCCGAAUAUCGCCACCAAGGACCGAGAGACGCCUCUGUUCAUAGCCUGUGAACAUACGAACAAAGCCACUGUAGAUCUCCUGCUGAGGUCUGGAGCUCAGGUGAAUCACUCCUGCAGUCAGGGAGGAAGUGCUCUUCAUGAAGCCUGCAGACAUGGACAACUAGAGGUCUGCAGGGUGUUACUAGAGGCUGGAGCCAAUCUACACACCAGAAAUAUCUAUGGCAUCCAACCGUUCUUCAUUGCUGCACAGCAUGGGCAUGUCGAUAUCAUCCACCUGCUCGCUAAGAGAGGUGCAGAUAUAAAUGGACAGGCACUGGAUGGAGCCUCGCCACUGUUUGAAGCCUGUAAGAACGGUCAUGUUUCCGCUGUGGAGGUGCUGCUUUCUCUGAAAGCUGAUGUUAACCGAUCCAUGAAGUCUGGCCUGCUGCCUCUUCAUGUGGCUGUUCAGAAUAUUCACACACGAAUUGUGUUGAUGCUGAUCCCAGUGACCAGUAGCGUCAGAGUCAGGAACAGUGGCAUCAGUCCUCUGCACCUUGCCGCACAGAAGAACAGGGAUGACAUCAUAGAGCUGCUGAUCAAAUCUGGCUUCGACGUCAACGCCAAGCUGUCAGAGGUACGCUCAAGUAUGUAUGAGGACCGGCGGAGCACGGCGCUCUACUUUUCUGUCUACAAUGGGAACCUGAAGGCCACCGAGAUGCUGCUGGAGGCUGGAGCCAACCCCAACCUGGAUGUCUUCAACCCGCUGCUUAUUGCUGUUAGGCUAGGCUGGAUGGACAUGGCGGCGCUGCUGCUGAAGUAUGGUGCCAACGUCAAUGCUCAGAUCUCUACCCAGCCGUCCUCAUUCCCAUCGGCCAUCCUGCUCAGCAUAGAGUGUUUGCCCAUGCUCAAACUACUGCUGGACAAUGGCUGUGAUGCCCAGCCCUGCUUUGACUGCCCGUAUGGCCAAAAACCACAUCCGGCCAUCAUGCCAUCACGCCGCCCGAUAGAAGAAAUGCAGGUCAACGAAGAUGAGCCACCACAGCGCAGCAUUCUGUUCUGCGAGGCCAUCUACUGCUCAACUUUCUGCUAUGUAGCUGGUCCGAUCCUCUCGAUGAUGCUGGACUAUGUCAGUCAAGUCCAUCUCUGCUCGCGGCUGCUGGAGGUUCUGGAGAGUCGCAGCGACUGGGCAUCGAUCAAACUGAAAGCUCUUCAUCCUCAGCCUCUGAUGCAGCUUUGCAGGUUGAAGAUCAGACGUCUGGUCGGGGUCCAGAGACUCAAACUGCUCCACAACCUGCCACUUCCUGUCAGACUGAUCCGCUUCCUGGUCUACAACGUCCACUGCUCACUCACCUGAAAUCACAUGUUACACCAAUGUUAUGUUUGUGGUGCUGGGAGGUCUGUGAGGAAGUUGGACCACUGUAGCCGGAGAUGGGCAGUAUUUCAAUUUAAUGUAUUUAAAAUAUGAAUUUAAUUACUUUUGAGUAGUUUGUAAUUUGUAUUUUGCUGGGCAGAAAAAAAUAAGAUGUAAUUUGUAUCAAAAAGACUUUAAGAACUUGUAUUUGAAAUAAUUUAAAGACAUUAUUUAUUAAUAUGUCUUUAUUUUACAUCUUUCGUGUGUGUGUGUGUGUGUGUGUGUGUGUGUGUGUGUGUGUGUGUGGGGGGGGGGUCAAGGUCAGCCCAUAUUGAGGUUAGUAUAGGAAGUAGUUUUAUAUUUUCAAAUUACAAAUUACUUGUAUUUUAAUUAAAUAUAUUUUUUGAUACAUCUGAUGAACAACUAUUUGUCAUUUAUAACCAGAUACCGUUUGAUGUAUUUGUGCCCAUCUCUGGCUGUAACCAGUAAGUUAAGCACAAACACUGGCAUUUUGUUUAAUAAAACUUUAUUGAAGAGGGAAUGUAAAGCUCUUUUUGUCUUAGAAAGACAGCUGAGAUUAUUCAACUUUUAAAUAUAAAACCACUGCUAAAUGUGUUUUUUAAGACUUCCUGUGUUUGCAGUUCAGUUGCUGCUCUUCUGUUGUGUUGUUGCAACUGAACUGGUCAUACUGGUCUUAUAUGGGUCUGAUUAUAUCUUAACAUUUUUCCCAACAGCAGUUUUUAGAGAGAGAUUAGAGAUUAGAGACUAGAUUAGAGUUUCUGAUAUCAAAGCAAAAUAAAAUUUUCAUCCUGGAAAUGUGAAACAAGAUCUUUAUUUACAUUGUUUAUUGGCUUACAUGCUUAUGGUAUUCAUGUAUCUUUGGCUUUAAUCAGUUACCAUGGUGGUGUCUCACAUAUUUCAUUUGUUCUUUUAUCAUGUUUUAGAAGAAAUAAAGAGUUUUUAGUUAUUUAGUGACCAGCAGCUCUCCUGUAAGGAGCGCCCCUUACAGUUUUCACGUCAGGAGGCUGAAAUUGUGUUGGAGGUCUAGUGUUUGUUAGGUUGUGUGUGAAUGCAUGAAGGCAUGGAUGCUUGUUUGUUUAACUAUUUAUCUAUUAACGAUAAUGCGAUACAGUAAAAUAAACAGUAAUGAGAAUUUUUUAACUUUCAGGGUAGGUGAAAUGACCUUUAACCUGUGUCACUGUCUGUGCUAUAUCACUGAACAUAUAUCAUGUUAUAAACACAUUCAGCCAGUUUUAUAUAUAUACUUUAUGUAUUCCAUAAAGUAUACACAGUUUGAAUUGUGAAUGUUGCAGUUUGUCUCCACUCUGUUGUUUAAUAAAGUUUUUAUUGAACAGCUCA